AUGGAACACGAGGAGAAACAAAAAAGUGUGCCGAGAGGUGACAAAAGAAGACGAGACCCGGGAAGUGAACAUCUUGGAAGAAAAGGAUACUGUCGGAUUGAGACGCAGAGGCGGGAAGAAUUGAUCGAUUCAGAAGAGGAGAAGGGAGAAGACGAAGAACACGUCAUCACACCAUUAGGAGGAAAAAAGAAGGAAAAAAAGAGGGGAGAGGAGAAUCUGGUUUCGCGCGUUCUUCUUCUUCUUCAUCUUUUUCACAUUAUAAUGCAGUGA
Caenorhabditis briggsae is the source of this 270-nucleotide messenger RNA. The transcript has 3 exons. The record is from RefSeq and is a predicted model, not a curated record. Bases 1 to 270 code for a protein of 89 amino acids. NCBI's taxonomy places the organism in Eukaryota, Metazoa, Nematoda, Chromadorea, Rhabditida, Rhabditidae.